Messenger RNA from Engraulis encrasicolus (European anchovy), 7862 nucleotides. RefSeq names its product spectrin alpha, non-erythrocytic 1 (gene sptan1). Gene Ontology annotation, cellular component: cell junction; plasma membrane; cell projection. Bases 83 to 7465 code for a protein of 2460 amino acids. The record is from RefSeq and is a predicted model, not a curated record. The transcript has 55 exons. Gene Ontology annotation, biological process: actin cytoskeleton organization. Lineage: Eukaryota; Metazoa; Chordata; Actinopteri; Clupeiformes; Engraulidae. Gene Ontology annotation, molecular function: calcium ion binding; actin filament binding.
CCAGCUAUUUCAUUCGGGGAGGUUGCCACCCGUUUCGAUCCAGUCCCAGUUCGCGGAGCAAAACUACACAUACGAGCAGAAGAUGGAUGCCAGCGGGACCAAGGUGCUGGAGACGGCGGAGGACAUCCAGGAGCGUCGGCAGCAGGUGCUGGACCGCUACCGGCGCUUCAAGGAGCUGUCGGCCGUGCGGCGCCAGAAGCUGGAGGACUCGUACCGCUUCCAGUUCUUCAGGCGCGACGCCGACGAGCUCGAGAAGUGGAUCCUGGAGAAGCUCCAGAUCGCCUCCGACGAGAACUACAAGGACCCCAGCAACCUGCAGGGAAAGCUCCAGAAACACCAGGCUUUCGAGGCGGAGGUCCAGGCCAACGCAGGAGCCAUCAUCAAACUGGACGACACUGGCAACCUCAUGAUCUCCGAGGGACACUUUGCCUCCGAAACCAUCCGGACGCGCCUUGAGGAGCUGCAUCGCCUGUGGGACCAGCUGCUGCAGAAGACCAAGGAGAAGGGCGUGCGUCUCCUGCAGGCCCAGAAGCUGGUGCAGUACCUCCGCGAGUGCGAAGACGCCCUCGACUGGAUCACAGACAAGGAGGCCAUUGUGACAUCAGAGGAGCUGGGCCAGGACCUGGAGCACGUGCAGGUGCUGCAGAAGAAGUUUGAGGAGUUCCAGACGGACCUGGCGGCCCACGAGGAGCGCGUCAACGACGUCAACCAGACCGCGGCCAAGCUGACGCAGGACGCCCACCCCGAGGCCGAGCUCAUCCUGCGCAAACAGGAGGAGGUCAACGCCGCCUGGCAACGCCUCAAGGGACUCGCCCAGCAGAGGCAGGCCAAGCUGUUCGGGGCCGCCGAGGUGCAGCGCUUCAACAGGGAUGUUGACGAGACCAUCAGCUGGAUCAAGGAGAAGGAGCAGCUCAUGGCUUCGGACGACUUUGGCCGAGACUUGGCCAGCGUCCAGGCCCUGCUGCGCAAACACGAGGGGCUGGAGAGAGACCUGGCAGCCCUGGAGGACAAGGUGAACACCCUGGGAGGGGAGGCAGAGCGCCUGCAGCAGACUCACCCCCAGAACGCCUCUCAGAUCCACCUGAAGCGUGACGAGCUCAUCACCAACUGGGAGCAGAUCCGCACGCUGGCUGCCGAGAGACACGCCCGCCUCAACGAUUCCUACAGGCUGCAGCGUUUCACUGCUGACUUCCGCGACCUGACCAGCUGGGUGACUGAGAUGAAGGCUCUGAUCAACGCUGACGAGCUGGCCAACGACGUGGCCGGAGCCGAGGCCCUGCUCGACCGCCACCAGGAGCACAAGGGAGAGAUUGACGCCCAUGAGGACAGCUUCAAGGCCACUGACGAGGCCGGCCAGGCUCUGCUCGACACCGGACACUACGCCUCCGAUGAAGUCAAAGAAAAGCUGGGCAUCCUGUCUGAGGAGAAGGAGUCCCUGCUGGAGCUGUGGGAGCAGCGUCGUCAGCAGUAUGAGCAGUGCAUGGACCUGCAGCUCUUCUACAGGGACACCGAGCAGGUCGACAACUGGAUGAGCAAACAGGAGGCUUUCCUGCUGAAUGAAGAUCUGGGAGACUCUCUGGAUAGCGUGGAGGCUCUGCUGAAGAAGCAUGAGGACUUUGAGAAAUCCCUCAGCGCCCAGGAGGAGAAGAUCACCGCCUUGGAUGAGUUUGCCACCAAGCUGAUCCAGAACAACCAUUACGCUAAGGAGGAUGUGGCCACUCGCCGUGAUGCUCUGUUGGACCGUCGCAAUGCUCUCCAUGAGCGUGCCCAGUCUCGCCGCGCUGCCCUGGAGGACUCCUUCCACCUGCAGCAGUUCUUCCGCGACUCCGACGAGCUCAAGAGCUGGAUCAACGAGAAGAUGAAGACCGCCACCGACGAGGCCUACAAGGAUCCCUCCAACCUGCAGGGCAAGGUGCAGAAGCACCAGGCCUUCGAGGCGGAGCUGUCGGCCAACCAGAGCCGCAUCGACGCGCUACAGAAGUCGGGCCAGGAGCUGAUCGACGGCAGCCACUACGCUUCCGCGGAGGUCUCCACCCGCAUGGACGAGGUCAGCACCCAGUGGAAGAAGCUGCUGGAGGCCACCGAGCUCAAAGGCAUCAAGCUGCGCGAGGCCAACCAGCAGCAGCAGUUCAACCGCAACGUGGAGGACAUCGAGCUGUGGCUGUACGAGGUGGAGGGCCACCUGGCCUCCGACGACUACGGCAAGGACCUGACCAGCGUCCAGAACCUGCAGAAGAAGCACGCCCUGCUGGAGGCCGACGUGGCCGCUCACCAGGACCGUAUCGACGGCAUCACCAUCCAGGCGCGCCAGUUCCAGGAGGCGGGCCACUUUGACGCCGACAACAUCCGCAAGAAGCAGGAGGCCCUGGUGGCGCGCUACGAGGCCCUGAAGGAGCCCAUGGCCGCCCGCAAGCAGAAGCUCUCCGACUCCCUGCGGCUGCAGCAGCUCUUCAGGGACGUGGAGGACGAGGAGACCUGGAUCAGGGAGAAGGAGCCCAUCGCCGCCUCCACCAACAGGGGCAAAGAUCUGAUUGGUGUUCAGAACCUGCUGAAGAAGCACCAGGCCCUGCAGGCUGAGAUCUCGGGCCACGAGCCCCGCAUCAAGGCCGUCACCCAGAAGGGCCAGGCCAUGGUGGAGGAAGGCCACUUUGCGGGCGAGGAGGUGAAGGCCAAGCUGGGCGAGCUGAACGGCCGCUGGGACACGCUGAAGAGCAAGGCGGGCCAGCGGCGCCAGGACCUGGAGGACUCCCUGCAGGCCCAGCAGUACUUCGCCGACGCCAACGAGGCCGAGUCCUGGAUGAGGGAGAAGGAGCCCAUCGUGGGCAGCGUCGACUACGGCAAGGACGAGGACUCCGCUGAGGCUCUGCUGAAGAAGCACGAGGCUCUGAUGUCCGAUCUGAGCGCCUACGGCAGCAGCAUCCAGGGCCUGAAGGAGCAGGCCCAGUCCUGCAGGCAACAAGUGGCUCCAACUGAUGAUGAGACGGGUAAGGAGCUGGUGCUGGCCCUGUAUGACUACCAGGAGAAGAGCCCUCGCGAGGUCACCAUGAAGAAGGGAGACAUCCUCACCCUGCUCAACAGCACCAACAAGGACUGGUGGAAGGUGGAGGUGAACGACCGCCAGGGCUUCGUGCCGGCCGCCUACGUGAAGAAGCUGGACCCCACCCAGUCCUCCUCUCGCGAGAACCUCCUGGACGAGCAGGGCAGCAUCGCUCUCCGCCAGGAGCAGAUCGAGAACCAGUACGGCACUCUGCUGGACCUGGGCGAGAAGAGGAAGGACAUGCUGGAGAAGAGCUGCAAGAAAUUCAUGCUGUUCCGCGAGGCCAACGAGCUGCAGCAGUGGAUCAACGAGAAGGAGGGCGCCCUCACCAACGAGGAGGUGGGCUCCGACCUCGAGCAGGUGGAGGUGCUGCAGAAGAAGUUUGACGACUUCCAGAAGGAUCUGAAGGCCAACGAGUCUCGCCUGCGGGACAUCAACAAGGUGGCGUCCGAGCUGGAGUCUGAGGGCCUGAUGGCAGAGGAGGCCCCUGUGGUGCAGGCUCAGCAACAAGAGGUGCUGGGUUCAGCCCCUGGCAAGGAUGAAGGAGACUCAAAGAACGCAUCACCAUGGAAGAAUGUGCGCUUGGCUGUCCAAACGACAGCUAACUUUAAUACCAUUAAGGAGCUGAAUAACCGCUGGAGGGCUCUGCAGCAGCUGGCUGAGGAGAGGAGCAACAUGCUUGGCAGUGCUCACGAGGUGCAGAGGUUCCACAGGGAUGCUGAUGAGACCAAGGAGUGGAUCGAGGAGAAGAACCAGGCCCUGAACACGGACAACUACGGCCACGACCUGGCCAGCGUGCAGGCCCUGCAGAGGAAGCACGAGGGCUUCGAGAGAGACCUGGCUGCCCUGGGAGACAAGGUGAACUCUCUGGGCGAGACGGCCGAGCGCCUCAUCCAGUCUCACCCGGAGGCGGUGGACGACAUCAAGGAGAAAUGCACCGAGCUCAACACGGCCUGGAGCAGCCUGGUGGGCCGCGCCGACCAGCGCAAGGACAAGCUGGGCAACUCCCACGACCUGCAGCGCUUCCUCAGCGACUUCAGAGAUCUGAUGUCCUGGAUCAACGGCAUCAGGGGACUGGUGUCUUCAGAUGAGCUGGCCAAGGACGUGACUGGAGCAGAGGCACUGCUGGAGAGACACCAGGAGCACCGCACGGAGAUCGAUGCGCGUGCUGGCACCUUCCAGGCAUUCGAGCAGUUUGGGCAGCAGCUGCUGGCGCGCGGCCACUACGCCAGCCCGGAGAUCCAGCAGAAGCUGGAGGCCCUGGACCGCGAGAGGGCCGACCUGGAGAAGGCCUGGGUGCAGCGUAGGAUGAUGCUCGACCAGUGCCUGGAGCUGCAGUUGUUCAACAGGGACUGUGAGCAGGCUGAGAACUGGAUGGCGGCCCGCGAGGCCUUCCUGGCCAGCGAUGACAAGGGAGACUCCCUGGACAGUGUGGAGGCGCUCAUCAAGAAGCACGAGGACUUUGACAAGGCCAUCAACGUACAGGAGGAGAAGAUUGCUGCCCUUCAGUCCUUCGCUGACCAGCUGAUUGGAGCCGACCACUACGCCAAGCCUGAAAUCACCAACCGCCGCAAUGAAGUGCUCGACAGGUGGCGCCGUCUGAAGGCCCAGAUGAUUGAGAAGCGCUCCAAGCUGGGAGAGUCCCAGACGCUGCAGCAGUUCAGCCGUGACGUCGACGAGAUCGAGGCCUGGAUCAGCGAGAAGCUGCAGACGGCCUCCGACGAAUCCUACAAGGACCCUACCAACAUCCAGCUGUCGAAGCUGCUGAGCAAACACCAGAAGCACCAGGCCUUCGAGGCUGAGCUGCACGCCAACGCGGACCGUAUCCGUGGCGUCAUCGACACCGGCAACGCCCUCAUCCAAAGGGGAGCGUGCGCAGGAAGCGAGGAUGCCGUCAAGGCCCGUCUGAAUGCGCUGGACGAGCAGUGGCAGUUCCUGGUCAACAAGUCUGCUGAGAAGAGCCAGAAGCUGAAGGAGGCCAACAAGCAGCAGAACUUCAACACCGGCAUCAAGGACUUCGACUUCUGGCUGUCCGAGGUUGAGGCUCUUCUGGCUUCUGAGGACUAUGGCAAAGAUCUGGCUUCUGUCAACAACCUGCUGAAGAAGCACCAGCUACUGGAGGCCGACAUCUCUGCUCAUGAGGAUCGUCUGAAAGAUCUGAAUGGCCAGGCUGACAGCCUGAUGGCCAGCAACGCCUUCGACACCUCCCAGGUGAAGGACAAGCGCGACGCUGUCAACGGCCGCUUCGGCAAGAUCAAGAGCAUGGCCGCCGGCCGCCGCGCCAAACUCAACGAGUCGCACCGUCUGCACCAGUUCUUCAGGGACCUGGACGACGAGGAGUCUUGGAUCAAAGAAAAGAAAUUGCUUGUGAGCUCGGAGGACUAUGGACGUGAUUUGACAGGAGUGCAGAAUCUGAGGAAGAAGCAUAAGAGGCUUGAGGCUGAGCUGGGUGCCCACGAGCCGGCCAUUCAGUCUGUGCUGGACACUGGCAAGAAGCUGUCUGAUGACAACACCAUUGGCCAGGAGGAGAUUCAGCAGAGGCUGGCCCAGUUUGUGGAGCACUGGAAGGAGCUGAAGGACUUGGCCGCUGCCCGUGGGCAGAGGCUGGAGGAGUCGCUGGAGUACCAGCAGUUUGUUGCGAAUGUGGAGGAAGAGGAAGCGUGGAUCAACGAGAAGCUGAACUUGGUUGGAAGUGAAGACUAUGGUGAUACCCUGGCUGCUGUGCAGGGAUUGUUGAAGAAACACGAGGCGUUUGAGACUGACUUUACUGUGCAUAGAGAUCGUGUGAAUGACGUGUGUGCCAAUGGAGAUGAACUGAUCAAGAAGAACAACCACCAUGUGGACAACAUCACGGCCAAGAUGGCGGCCCUGAAGGGCAAGGUGUCGGAGCUGGAGCGGGCGGCCGCCCAGAGGAAAGCCAAGCUGGACGAGAACUCCGCCUUCCUGCAGUUCAACUGGAAGGCCGACGUGGUGGAGUCCUGGAUCGGUGAGAAGGAGAACAGCCUGAAGACUGAUGACUAUGGUCGUGACCUGUCUUCAGUGCAGACGCUGCUCACCAAGCAGGAGACGUUCGACGCGGGUCUGCAGGCCUUCCAGCAGGAGGGCAUUGCCAACAUCACGGCCCUGAAGGACCAGCUGCUGGCUGCCAAGCACGUGCAGUCCAAGGCCAUCGAGGCGCGCCACGCCACCCUCAUGAAGCGCUGGAACCAGCUGCUCUCCAACUCAGAGGCCCGCAAGAAGAAGCUGCUGGAGGCCCAGGAGCACUUCAGAAAGGUUGAGGACCUGUUCCUGACCUUCGCCAAGAAGGCGUCGGCCUUCAACAGCUGGUUUGAGAACGCGGAGGAGGACCUGACGGACCCGGUGCGCUGCAACUCUCUGGAGGAGAUCCGGGCGCUGCGCGACGCCCACGACGCCUUCCGCGCCUCCCUCAGCUCGGCCGAGGCCGACUUCAACCAGCUGGCCGAGCUGGACCGGCAGAUCAAGAGCUACCACGUGGUGUCCAACCCCUACACCUGGUUCACCAUGGAGGCCCUGGACGAGACCUGGAGGAACCUGCAGAAGAUCAUCAAGGAGCGCGAGCUGGAGCUGCAGAAGGAGCAGCGGCGUCAGGAGGAGAACGACAAGCUGCGGCAGGAGUUUGCCCAGCACGCCAACGCCUUCCACCAGUGGCUACAGGAGACCAGGACAUACCUCCUGGAUGGGUCUUGUAUGGUGGAAGAAUCCGGAACGUUGGAGUCACAGCUGGAGGCCACAAAGCGUAAGCACCAGGAGAUCCGUGCGAUGCGCAGCCAGCUGAAGAAGAUUGAGGACCUGGGGGCGGCCAUGGAGGAGGCUCUGAUCCUGGACAACAAGUACACGGAGCACAGCACGGUGGGCCUGGCGCAGCAGUGGGACCAGCUCGACCAGCUGGGCAUGAGGAUGCAGCACAACCUCGAACAGCAGAUACAGGCCAGAAACACGACGGGCGUAACGGAAGAGGCACUGAAGGAGUUCAGCAUGAUGUUCAAGCACUUCGACAAGGAGAAGUCUGGCCGUCUGAACCACCAGGAGUUCAAGUCGUGCUUACGGUCGCUGGGUUACGAUCUUCCCAUGGUGGAAGAAGGAGAACCGGAUCCGGAGUUUGAAUCCAUCUUGGACACCGUCGACCCCAACAGGGAUGGCAACGUCUCCUUGCAGGAGUACAUGGCGUUUAUGAUCAGUCGCGAGACAGAGAACGUCAAGUCGAGCGAAGAGAUCGAAAGCGCCUUCCGGGCCCUCAGUGCAGAAAGCAAACCCUACGUCACAAAAGAAGAACUCUACCAGAACCUCACGAAGGAACAGGCGGACUACUGCAUCUCGCACAUGAAGCCAUACCUGGACAGCAAGGGCCGCGAGCUGCCGUCGGCCUUCGACUUCGUGGAAUUCACCCGCUCGCUAUUCGUCAAUUGAAACCCCGCCUCCCCCUGCCUGCCAGUGACCAAUCGGGAUGUGUUUAUCGCACUACCACCACCACGACCAAGAUCACCCACCAACCUACCAAACAAAAACGCACCACACGGCUGAACUGCAUGAUUCCAACACUAGAGUUCUCUAUAGUACUCAGUAUCUGUAUCUAAAGCUAAUAUCUCUUUGCAUUAUUUAUCUCUCUCUCUAUCACACACAAACUUUGUGCUUCACUGACAACAAUAGUGUAGUGGAUCUUGUCUGCAUUUUUCCUUGUGGUUGUUUUUAGCUGUUAACGUGCUUUGCUUGAUUUUAAAAACUAUAGAGAGAUGGUAUGCCGUAACAUCACUUGUUAAAAGACUGCAGUGUGCAUUAAUAAACGCUACUGGUUAGAACUGGUAAA